Messenger RNA from Meyerozyma guilliermondii ATCC 6260, 1704 nucleotides. RefSeq lists its product as uncharacterized. The record is from RefSeq and is a predicted model, not a curated record. The transcript has a single exon. Gene Ontology annotation, biological process: regulation of lipid storage. The coding region runs from base 1 to 1704 and encodes 567 amino acids. Lineage: Eukaryota; Fungi; Ascomycota; Pichiomycetes; Serinales; Debaryomycetaceae. Gene Ontology annotation, cellular component: endoplasmic reticulum.
AUGAGCUACAGUGCCACAGACAACCAUGGGACCGAUACUGGUCCGAAAUCCGGUUCUCAGCCGGUUUCAGAAACGGGUUCCGAGGUCCAUACGAGGCCAGAAACGGCUCUGCCAGUGCCUGAGCGUAGCCAUGUUGCUGAAGAACGCCAUGGGCGCGAUUCCGACCUUGAAAGAGAACCAUUGGUGAGACGCAACUUUUUGGACCCGGAUGACCCUCGGGUAUCGCCGAUGAAUUUGUACCGUAUAAGAGCUUUACGAUUCACAAUUGCGUGCAUGUUGUGGGUGAAUGUGGUUCUCUUUUUCAUUUUUUUGAUUUCAGACUUUGUGGCCAUUCCUGGCUUGAACAAUCGAGGAAAGUCGUUUUUGCAGCUCGACUUGUUGAUACUCAAUUUUUUGACCAACUUGAUCACAUUAUGGAGCUUCACUGUGCCAGCUUACUACGAGCGGAUUUUGGGCUACGUAAGUGCCGCAUUGCUUUUUGUUGACUUUAUUGUGGUAAUUAGUGUCCCUUACCUUCGCGACCAAUUUGGGCUUACGGGAAACUUGCUCAUGAUAUGGACUUUGUUGACGGUGGCUGUGAAUUGCUGGGCAGACUACUCGGUGGAAAAGAGCAAAAAAAACCAGGAAAUUGAACUUACUGGAAGAAUAGAAACGAGACAUUCCAUCUCCGAACUUUUCGUGAUGUUGAUCAAGAUAAUCAUCAAGUUGUUUCUCCUCUUGGUUAUCUGGAACGUGAGCUUGGGAAUAUGGCUUCAGGCGUUUGAUUCUCAUGAACAGCCAUGGGGAAAAAUGGUGGCUGUGGACAAUAACCAAUUUAAAGUUCACUUGGCAUGUUUUGGAGACGUUGGAAGCAGCUAUAACGGUACACAACCAAUAGUCAUGGUUGAAGGAGGCCAAUUGACUUCUGCUGAAGAAUUUCAGGAAUGGGUAGAAGAGCUUUUCCAUUUGAAUAGAUUGGACCGGUAUUGCGUUUGGGAUAGACCAGGCUACGGGUUUUCCGAUAGCGCACCCCUGCCGAUUUCUAUUAACAUCAUCACAGAGUAUCUCAUUGAAGCGUUAGAAAAAGAGAAGAUUGAAGGUCCUUUCAGUGUGGUUGGGUUCGAUAUUGGUGGCUUGUAUGCUCGGGCAUUUGCGCUGAGAAAUUCCCACAAUAUUCAUUCCGUGAUGCUUGUGGAUAGCUGGCACGAAGAUCUUCUCAAGUUGAACCCUUUCAGUGGACCAGGACGCAAAAACGAAAAGAGUAAGGUGUUCCGCAACAUUUUGGAAUUCAUGAAUACUCGCACAGGGUUCAAGCUUUGGCUCAAAGGGUUGGUAGCUCCUCUUGGAUUGGUCACUAAUACCCAUUGGUUCUUCCAUCCGAAGCGAUACUCUUCCAACAGCCGUAUAUUUGGCUCGGAUAUGGUCCGCCUGUCCAAGUAUUUGAGGGCUCGUUUGCAGGAACAAAUCACAGCCUCUAUACUCUCUCACAACGAAAUGGCAGGCAGCGAUAUCCACAGCGUUCCGCUCAGCGUGGUUUCGUCCGAUUACAUGAUCAAAAAGUCGCUCAACUGGGGUAAAUGGCAGCGGGAAUUGACCAAGUUGAGCAGCAAGGCGAUGGAAUGGGUGGUGGCAGAGAAAAGCGGACACAAGAUUUGGGAGAGUCCACGAGGCAGAGAAGAGCUACAAAAGGUGCUUUUGAGGUUACUAGGCGAUAGCGAGAUAUAG